Rhizophagus irregularis DAOM 181602=DAOM 197198 is the source of this 1537-nucleotide messenger RNA. Lineage: Eukaryota; Fungi; Glomeromycota; Glomeromycetes; Glomerales; Glomeraceae. The record is from RefSeq and is a predicted model, not a curated record.
UAUCAUUAAAAAAAAAAUGUCAGAAUCGAUAUUAUCAUCGCUUUUUUCUUCAAAUCCAUAUUUUUCAGCAGGAAUAGGAGUUUUAGGGUUUGGAGCAGGAUUAGCUGCAUUACGACAAGGAUUAGUUAGAGGAAGUUAUUUAGUACGCAGAAAAUUAUUAGUAUCACUCGAAAUACCAUCAAAAGAUAAAUCAUAUCAAUGGUUUUUAUAUUGGAUGUCAAAACGAAUAAAUAAUAAUUCCCGUAAUAAUACACAUCAAUAUGCAGUACAAACAUCAUUUAUACAACAUGAUAAUGGAAGUAUAAGUACGACAUUUAGUCUUAUACCGGGACCUGGAAAACACUAUUUUAAAUGGAGAGGAGUAUGGUUACAAGUGGAAAGACAAAGGGAUGCUAAAUUGUUAGAUAUAACAAGUGGAUCACCAUGGGAAACAGUUACACUUACAACAUUAAGUAAAGAUAAAUACAUAUUUACAGAAUUGUUACAAGAAUCAAGAAAACUUGCUUUGGAACAACAAGAAGGAAAAACUGUUAUUUAUACAAGUUGGGGACCUGAAUGGAGACAAUUUGGACUGCCAAGAAAACGUAGAUUUUUAAAUUCUGUUAUUCUAGACAAAGGUAUUAAAGAACGUAUUUUACAAGAUGUUAAAGAGUUUAUUAACAACGAUAAAUGGUAUAAUGAACGCGGUAUACCUUAUCGUCGAGGUUAUUUAUUAUAUGGUCCUCCGGGAAGUGGUAAAAGUAGUUUUAUACAAGCACUUGCCGGGGAAUUAGAAUAUAAUAUAUGUAUAAUGAAUUUAAGUGAGCGUGGGCUUACUGAUGAUAGGCUAACCCAUUUAUUAAGUAAUGCUCCUGAACGAAGUAUUAUGUUAUUAGAAGAUAUUGAAUAUCAGUCGAUGGUUACAUUUAGUGGAUUAUUAAAUGCAUUAGAUGGAGUAGCAUCAUCGGAAGAAAGAAUUAUUUUCAUGACAACAAAUCAUGUAGAAUUACUUGAUAAGGCUUUAAUUAGGCCUGGCCGUAUAGAUGUUAAAGAAUUAUUAGGGGAUGCAAGUGAAUAUCAAAUUAAAACAAUGUUUUUAAGAUUUUAUGAAGGUGAAAAUAAAUUAGCAGAAGAAUUUGUACAAAAAGUCAAAGAUAAAAAAAUUAGUAUGGCUCAAUUACAAGGUCAUUUUGUUUUUCAUAAAAAUUAUCCAGAAAAUUCUGUACUGUAUGCUGACUCUAUCACUAAAUGAAGAGCAUCGUUAUUCUAAAAUUAAUAAAAUUUAGUUCUUUAAAUUAAUACACUAGAAAAUUUAAUAAUAAGUAUAUUGUGUGACUUUACACAUUCUCAUCAAAAACACUAUACUUAAUAAAAGAGACAAGAGGAGAUAAAGAGGGAGAUUUGAAAAGUUAAAGCAAGAAUGUAAGAAUAAAAAAGACUAUAUAGAAAUUAUGGUAAUCGUACAAUGACUUAUAAAUGAGAAAUUUUUAAUUAAAUAAGAACGAAAAUAAUAACACAGUUAUAUUUGGAAUUAGUGAACUACAGUUUUAUGAAGGAG